AUGAGAAACUAUGAUGUAGUCUAUGUCUAUAUCAAUUCAACGGUUCCACAGUUCCGAGUCCGGUUCCGAAUGACAUUUGAAAUGUUGAAUCAGUUCUUCAAAAAAUUAUUUUUCCAUUCGACAAACGUUUGGUCCAAUUGGGCCGGUAAUCAAAUAUCGAAACCUGAACAAAUAUUUAAACCAAAAACAUUAGAAGAUUUGCAACUGAUAAUUGCAAAUGCUCGGCGAAAUUCAAAACAUAUUCGAUGUUAUUGUUCCGGUCAUACAUGGAGCUCAUUAUCAGUGACGAAUGGUUAUCUAUUAGAUAUGACAGAUAUGAAUAAGAUAUCAAUUGAAUAUAAUAAAGAAUAUGAAUGUUGGACAGCAACAGUCGAAUCUGGGGUUUCGGUUGAAGAUCUGGAUAAUGUAUUGAAACAACAUAAUCCUUCAUUGGCUGUAUCAUCAAAUACUGUAAUAAAUUCUAUUCGAUAUGGUGGAAUCAUUGCAACUGGAUGUCAUGGUGCAGGAACAAACUCCCAUACAAUACCUGAUCAGAUGAUUAAAAUUGAAAUUGUUUGUGCAGAUGGUGAAUUGUAUGAAUUUUCCGAUAAAAUAAAUAAACUAGAAAUGUCUGCUGCUAGAGUUAAUCUUGGAGUGUUAGGAAUUAUUUAUAGAAUGACACUUAAAGUUGAACCAAUGUUCAGAUUAAGAAUGACCGACACACUUUUAGAAGUUCAACAAGUUACAUCCAACAGUGAAUAUUUAAAACAACUUGUGCUUAAUUCAGAUGGUGUUGAAAUAUUUUAUUUUCCAUUUAAUUCCUGUGGUUUAAAUUCAAACAAUGAUAAAAUUUGGAUUAAAACAUGGGAACGAACAAACGAUAAUCUAACAGAAUCAGGCUUGCCGUUAAAUUUUAAACGUUUAAGUCAAAAUUUACAAACAGGCUUUAGUGAACCAUUAUUCGAAACAAUGGUUAAGCAUCCGUCAAUAACGCCUCAUCUGCUGUAUUUAUUAUUUCAGAUCAUAAAAGAAGAAUCAAAUGUUUUACUAGCACCAGACGCUUUGCAUUAUCAGCAAGGUAUUGAUAAUAUUCUAUGUCUUGGCAUGGAAUUUAUUUUCAAAGUAGAUGAACAAUUUUCAAAUGUUUGGCCGAAGUGGAAUUACGUCAUUUCUAAAACAUAUGAAUUAGCCAAGAAACAGCCAACGCCAUCUUAUCCAUUUAAUCUUACGAUGGAAAUGAGAUUUAUUAAAAGUAGUCAAGCUCUGUUAUCACCAGCCUAUGAUCAGAAUAAAGAUGAAAUUUAUUGUGCAAUUGAAAUAGUGAGUAUAAAGAAUUCAUCAGGAUUCAAUGAAUUUUCAAAUGAUGUUGCUUUAAAUUGGAUAUCCAACGGUUCGAAAGCUAACCCACAUUGGGCAAAGAUGUGGGAGCAUUUAAAUGGUAUUGUGCCGUAUAUUCAACAAACACAUCAACAAGACAAUCUACUUGGACAAUUUAAUAGUAUUCGGACAAAAUAUGAUCCAAAUGGACUAUUUUUUGAUAACAAAUC
This is a messenger RNA of Didymodactylos carnosus, 1526 nucleotides long. Lineage: Eukaryota; Metazoa; Rotifera; Eurotatoria; Philodinida; Philodinidae. The record is from the annotation of a GenBank genome assembly.